AAAAGCCCUGCUCUCAGGAAUUAGAAAUUAUUCCUCGGGAGAGAUAUUUCCAAGGCUUGCAUAAUUAUCUUUCACGCAGACAGGAGGACAAACAAGCCCCAGGAUGAGGAGCCUCCUUCAGUUUCUGGCACUCUGUGCAGUGGCGUCUGUGUGCGUCUGCUACGAAUCUCAUGAAAGCACAGAAUCCAUCGAAGAUUUGUUUGUGCCUCCGAGCCGAGCCAACUCCUUCAUCUCACCAGACAGGAGCAACGCACUCAACCUGCCCAGAGGCAGCCAGUUCAAUUACAACCUCAUGAGGAAGGUGAAGUCUCCUGCGGAGCGGCGUGCAGAGACCUGCGAGGACUACUCGCCCUGUCGCUUCUACGCCUAUCGCCACGGCUCUCAGCUGGCCUACCAGAGAUACUUCGCCUCCAGGACUCAACCCCAGAGACCGGCUGCGACUCGUCGAUACUAAACUCCAAGUAUCGGUCUGACGAGUGCAGCGUUGUCAACAUCAUCAUCCGGAUAUCAACGUAUCACUACUUUUAUAUAAUGUGUGUAGUGUUUGCGGCCUCCUCUGGAAAAAAAAAAACACAUUUUAUAAACACUGAGGUAUCCGUCUCUUGACAACCCGUCAUUAUACCCGUGUAGAAAUUCACGGCCCAUCUCUUGUGUAAUCUCAGGAUAACUUUAAUCCCAUAUUAUCACACCUUCCCAGCAUUUAUGUGCUUUACAUGAUGUCUGCUUGAAGUGCUCCAAGUGUUUUGCUCACUAUCCACUAACCAUUUCUUACAUUAUCUGCCUACUCAUCCAGGCCAGCACUGCUGUCAGUGAUUAUUCCCAUUGCUUUGGAAAUAAAUACAUGAAAUAAAAAUCGAAA
This is a messenger RNA of Paralichthys olivaceus (Japanese flounder), 859 nucleotides long. It is a transcript of the gene mgp, whose product is annotated as matrix Gla protein. Gene Ontology annotation, cellular component: extracellular region. The record is from RefSeq and is a predicted model, not a curated record. NCBI's taxonomy places the organism in Eukaryota, Metazoa, Chordata, Actinopteri, Pleuronectiformes, Paralichthyidae. Gene Ontology annotation, molecular function: calcium ion binding.